GAAUAUAGAAAUUUAUCAGACCUUGACGCGAACGAAUAAGAAAAGAAAAUAAGUUAAUUGCUACCCAGAAGAUGAUAUGUUUUGUUUUUUUUACAUUGAGGUGAAGCUGUCAAACGAUGAAGUAUACGUCAAGUCGGACAUUGAAGGACGUCAGUUAUAUUUAUGAGCGAUAUCAACAAAACUAUAUUCAUGAAUUAAAACAGAUUCAAAAUGGAUCACAUCCGUGUUAAGUUUAUUUAGUUGGACUAACUACUUACUGAUUUCUGACACGAACACAGCACUUAAAUGUUUUAUUAUUUACCAUGAAUCGGUGGUGUGUCUUUUCAGCAACAUGUAUUGGAAUUAUAUUUCUUGGUAUCAACACAACAAACGCCACAAAUUGUGACAAAACAUUGUUUAAUGGGUACUGUCGGGAUAGAACAAUCAGUGCUGAAGGAGAUCUCAAUAUUGCUAUCCCUGUCAGUUUACACGAGUCGAGAGAUGGUCAACGUUGCGGUAACAUAUCUGUUUCUGGGUUCCAGUCUGCGAUUGCUAUGGAGUGGAUUAUUAAGAUAUUGAAUGGGAAUUAUUCAGGAAGUAGUUCUUUUAUCCCAGGCCUAACAUUAGGAUAUACUAUAUUUGACGACUGUGGGCUGCCGUCAAGAACAUCAUCUUUUUUAACAGAUAUAUUCCACAAAGACAGUUAUAGCAACUUACAAGAAUGUGUGGCAUCUGACAACAUAUCCAUAUAUACAGGAAUUGUGUCUAUGACGUCGCCAGAUUCUUCAGCAAUGGCAUUAGAAUUUAGCCGUCUAGAGGUUCCAGUUAUAAGUGUUGACUACUACGAUGAACAAUAUGAUAAAGCGCCUGGCGCUUUCUUUGGAGUAGAAAGUGUAGAAACUGAAAUAAAGGUUAUUCUUGAAUUUAUAAAUUCUCAAAACUGGAAUUUCAUUGGACUAGUUUACACAGAAGAUUCAGUAGGGAUGAAAUACCUCGAUUCACUAAUAAAACAAUCAUCAGGCAUGGAUAUCUGUUAUCUUCAACUUCCGGUAAAUUCUGGAAAUGUCAGUUCUGUUGUUAAUAAAAUCAUUACAGAACAAAAUAACUAUGCUGCAGACGAAACUUUUGGUGUUUUGUUUUUAGGGUCAGUAAAAGAGUGCAUUCUUUUUUUAAAAGAAAUAAAAUCAUCACAAUACAGUAUAGCCUCAAAAUUGAUGGUGCUAUUACCGUCCUCUGUUGGAACAGGGAAACAGCUGUCUGAGGCUACUAGACCGCUAACAAACGAUAUUUUUUCAAUUUCACCUCAUCAAAUUUUGCUACAGAAUUUAACAAAAUAUUUCCAAGAUGUGAUAGAAAACAAUACCGAUCAACAUCUAUAUCCGUGGUUAUCAGAAUAUAAACAACAUAUAUGUUACCUGCUUCAGAAAUCAAACUGUGGAACAAAUGAUAUCAUGGCGUAUUACAGACAGGAGUCUCAAGUAGACAAAAGUGUUGUCAGUUUAAUUUCCAUUGCUAAUGCACUGUUUGAUAUGCAUAGAUAUUUCUGUAAUGGAACAACGGGACUUUGUAAUGAAAUGGUUCAAAACCUGAAUCAUUUGUCAACAUAUUUGCAUGUAUCUAAUGUUUCGUUGCAAGCAGUUUCUUCUUUUUACAAUAUUGAUGACAGUGUAGGAUUCAGUAAGAACAUAUUGUCUUUAGGAAAGUCAGUCUAUAAUAUUUUUAAUCUGACGAAAAGCAAUGAAAGCCUUAUUGGCAAUUUUUCGAACGGGGUACUUAAUCUUGACUCUAAUGCACGUAUUCAGGAAUCUAUUUGUAAAAAACCACGAUGCUCAAGAUGUAUAGACAGUGAAGAACUACAGUUUGGUUAUACACCAGGUGACGUACUCAUUUUGGGUCUAUUUUCUAUACAUCAAGACGCUUAUGAAACAUCGAAUGACGAAAGCAAGUUAUUUAAAUGUGGCAGUUAUAGAACUGGAUCCACUGCAAUCAUUACUGUGUCUGCAUUCCUUGAAAGUGUGAAAUCAUUACGAGAUCCCAGUAGAACAGGAUUAAAUUUUGGUGCUAUAGCUUUAGAUGACUGUUACAACGAACUCAACAUAAGUGCCCUCAUUACCGAGUUGUUUACGGGACAGCGUAUCUUGCUUGAACCAAAAAGCAAGGUUCCUAUAGAUUUUUCAAAAGUGGUGGCUGUAGUUGGAGCACUUUCCAGUCGUGUGACACAACGCAUAGCUGACGUCAUGAGCUCACUUCAUAUUCCUAUGGUGUCUUAUGCCGCUUCAGCUACAUCUCUGGACAACAGGGUUCGAUACCCAUAUUUCAUGAGAACUGUCCCCAGUGACUCUCUACAAAUUGAAGGAAUAAUUCAGUUAAUUUCGAAACUAAAUGUUAAAUAUGCAGGAGCUUUAUAUAUCGACGAUGCCUACGGUGCAAGUGGGAUAGAAGGUGUAAAGGCACUGGCACGGUCCAAUGGUAUAUGUAUUUAUAAACCGUACAGCAUUGCUGAGGAUACGAGCACUAUUAAAAUGAAACAAAUUCUGAAUGAUAAUCGCUAUAUUGGAGGGGUAAAUGUUAUUGUCAUGUUUUCCAUAGAUACCAUUAUACAAAAUAUCCUUGGCGAUUCAGUACUGUCAGACGACAACGAUCGUAAUAUGUCGUCAUACGCGCCGAUAUUUGUGUCUAGUGAAGGAUGGGGUACUUACCUUAAUUUGGCCAACAAAGAAUCGGCAGGUUCCUUAGUCUUUACAACCGAUAGUAACAAGCAAGUCACAGGAUUAUUUAACGAGUACCUAAAGUCUCUGAAAGUUUUGACUAAAACUGAAAACCCAUGGCUCUACAGAUUUUGGGAGGAACAUUUCAAGUGUUAUAUGCCACGGUCAUUUGAAAAACUUUCAGAGUGGACCGGCCGUUGUGAUGUAAAUGCAAAACUCAGUAGUGAUGUUAUUCAAAGUUUAGUGUCUGAUCAACGUAAUACACACACCGAGAUAGCAGUUUAUGCCAUAGGGCUUGCAUAUAAAUCGUUUUCCGGAAAAUCAGUUUGCACUGCUGGAAAUUGUUUUAAACGGAAUAAAGAAAAUGCUACAAACUGGACGGAAGCCAUUCGAAGUAUUGCGAUCCCUAUAUCAGAUGGAACUAAUUUCAGACCAUUUAAACCCGAUGGCAAUGGAAACUUGGGUUUUACCAUUCACAAUAUACAAAGGAAUUCCAGUUCCGGGUUUUCAUAUGUAAAGGUCGGAUCAUACGACGGAACCCUUUCGCUACAAACGCCAAAUUUGAGAUUCUAUGACCAUCUAGGACAAGAAAGAACAUUAAAUCCUAUAUCCUGUCCAACAAGUAAAUGUCCAGAUGCAUGUAUCACGACCACGAUACCUCCCGAAACAUCAACAUUAUCUGCAGUUUCUAAUGUCGAAACGUCAACUGACAUCAUAGCUAUUGUCCUUGGCACUGUGGCAGGCAUUUUAUUCUUGAUUGUUAUACUGUUAACAAUUCUCGUUUUCAAAGCUUUAAGGACAAACAACUCUGCAAUGGACGUUAAAACUAAAGAAUUACAGAUGGAUCAUUUGUCAGUUCCAAUUCAUCAUAGAAGUAAUAGAAGCUUGAAUGGUAUAUAUAAUGAACCAUAUUCCCAACAUAGCAGUUUAAGUGAUAUAAGAAGAGCACAUCACAAUAAAGGAUUCAACAGUGAUAAUGAAUCGGCUAAUCACCCUCCGCCAUCGACUUCAAGCGGCAUAGUUGCUGGAUCUAGUUCCGAUUCCGCCGGAAGUCAUAUAGUGUAUUCUGAUAUGACUCAGUCUGCUCCAAAAUCUAACGGAGAUACUAAUUAUUUGUCACCAGAAUCGUCCGAUGUUUCAAACCAGUCAUUAAAAGCUCUAACUAAACGUGUUUUGCAACCGCAAAGCGAUCAAGGAAUUCAAAACCAAGAACCAAAUACAGAUUCUAGUAUGACUUAUCUUUCGGCGAAUGAACUUUUAUUGGAGGACGAAGAAGAAUCAAAUGCACAUAAGAAUGAUGGUGCUUACGACUUUGGAGAUCCCGAAAAAUUAGGGUUUGCACCCGUUCCACCAGGUUUAGAUCCAACUGAUAAAGAAAAUAUCGCUCCUCCACCUGCUUAUUCUCUGAGUGGAUACAAUCAAGGAACACGACGACCGCAAACAUUACCAGGAAUCAGUCCUCUUCAACUUAGACCCCAAGAAAUAUCUAAUACUGGUUACUCAAGUCCAACACCGCAUUGUAAUCUUUAUACCAACGAUAUGUAUUUGAAACCUGUGGCUGAUGCUUUACCCACUUAUCAGCAGCAUCUAGAACAAAAACAGCAAUUCCAAAAUGAAAGGGCACAACAUGUCGAAAUGAAAACAAAUUUAUCGCCAAAUUGUUACAACAAUGUCCGGUUAUAUCGACCCAAUUCGCAGCAGAACGGCACAGCCCAACUGCCAGUUUUAUCACCUUACCCAGAACAAGUAUAUUUCACAAGCAACAAUUCAUUGUCACCGUCUUCGAGAUUCGGAAGUCCAGGGUCUUCGCUGAUUUCUUUAUCGCCUGCUCAAAAAGAAGAUUUGUUAAAUAGAAUUUUACACGAAAAUCCAAGUUAUUUUCACAAUCAGUGCAAUAUAAACUACAGAUCACCAGGAUCGUCCGUUAACUCCCCUCAAUCAAAUAACGCAAUGAGUCCCAAUGACAAAUUAAAACAAGUUGUUGGACCAGGCUCAGUUGACACGUUAAUGAACGGAGCAAUAGAACUCGAAGAUCGCGAAGAAGUGAUGAUAUAAAAGAUAUUGUAUCUUUAUUUAAUCCAAUAUAUCAUGGUACUAUAUAUCAUAAUGAAAAACUACUGUCUGUAAAUUGUAUUGUUAAGGAAAUUUUCUCUGCAAAGGAAAUGUUUUUUUGUCAUAAUAUGUUUAAAACCAGAGUUUAUUUGAAAACUUGUAAAAUUUUUGUCAAACAGAGAGAAUUUUAUAGCACUCAAUGCUUGUUUGGAAAUUGCAAUUUGAGAUAUUAUUGUUGAAUACUCUAAUCGACUGUUAUAUACAUGAAUGCAUUGUUUACGUAUUUUGUUUCAUUUCGAGUUUGUUUAGUUAUAUCAGCGAUCGGAGUUCAUGUUGAAUGCUGACAUUUAUGUAUAUUUUUUUUUUAUUUGAUGUACCUAGCCUUAAGUGAAUAUAUAAUUAUACUAUGCCUGAUUGUGUCGUAACGUAAACAGCUUACGAAACCAUUAUUUGCAUUUUAAUGUUGCAUUUAUAACAUGUUUUGUAUAUUUUAAGUAUCUGACCAGCCAUUAGGACACCAAAUAUAUCGGUUAUACAAUUUUGAAGUAUUAAAAAAUAACAAAUACUUUUAUGCAAUACGGCUGCUUUUUUUUUUAUUUAAACAUCAAGACUUUUAACAUAAGACAUUCAUAGUGUACCUUUUGGAUAUGUUUUUGCGAUUACCGACCUUUUUAAAUUUUAAUAUUAUGGUAAAACUAUCAUUAAAAUCAAUGAAUGAUUUAAAUAAUGAAUGGAAUCAUCUUCGUUAGCCAAGAUGGAACGAGAUAGCUAUAGACAAGGCCUGGAUAGUUUUUGUCUUACUACGACCAUAAAUGUAUAUGGCAGAAUAAUCCGUGAUACCGUUUUGUGCUCUCAUUCAUUCUUUAGCCGUUUCACGGUCAAAUAUUAAAUGCGGACAGUUCACAAACAUUCAAAUAUCAUAACCGCGUUUGUUUUGAGCAUUUAAGCACAACAUCUUGUAAUCGUGACAUAGUCACCAGUAAGAGAGGUCAUUGAUUAAAUGAAAUAAAAAAAUGUCUUGAAUAUAUCAAUAUGCUAAGUAAAAUAAAAAAUACCGUAGAAUCAAGUCCUAAAAUGAAAAGUUGAUAAAUAAAACAAAAUGAUUCCCUUCCUUUUAUGUAUAAGUUGCGGAUUCCGAAGACUGCACAAAAGUGGCAAAGGCCAUUUUGCCAACCAUUAGCAUUUUAAAAGUAAAGUGUUGUUUUCGGUUUUUCAUUUUUGCAAAUAUGCAUCUUGGUAAGUUAGCCGUGUGCGUUGAAAAGCUUGAGCAGAAUAUUCACUAAUAAAUAGAAACUCAGAACAUUUUUAAUAAAUACUUGGUGCUUUAUAGAUAUUAUAGUGUAUGUUUGUUACAUGUAAUCUUCAGUGGGCGCAUGUGAAAGAAAAUAAGCUCGGUUGACAUAUAAUUAAAUCAUGACAAGGACUAAACCUUGUAAUCUUUUUUUUUUUUUUUUGUAUCCUGUAAAAAAGCUUUGUUUUCAUAUGUUAUAUAUGGGUAAGUACUUUAUAACUUGUUUACUAACUCCAGUAUUAAUCAUAAUUGCAGACAAAAACUCAAAAGUAAGGCAUUACUGUAUUUCAAGUAAAAUGUGAAUUAUUAUUUUGUACACACAAAUAUUUUGUAUUGCAACAAAUAACCAAGUUAUGUAAUAUACGGGUUAUUAAAUAUUUUUCUUUUUGAAGAUGCAUGAUGACAUAAAUUUCUUUUAAAAUAACUCAGGAAAAAUGUCGACUGCUAUAUUAUUUAUUAUUAUUAUUUUAAAAGCAACCAACAACCAACAAAUUUAUCAUUUGCUUACACUGCCUUUAAAGUUGUAAACACCAAAAGGAAAGACAUUUUCAAUUGUUUGGCUUUGAGCGUUUCUGAUAAAGAUAAAUCCAGAAAAGCGCUUCGGACACAAAUAACUUAUAUAAUAUUAUUUUUAUUUCAAGAGUAUCAUAAUAAAUGUAUAUUGAUACCUAUAUGUUUGCUCAAAACAUUAUAUUUUCCAUGAUCCAUCAUUUGUAUAAUUUAUAAUAGUUUACUUAUUUACUAUGAUUAAUGAAUUUUUGAAUGCUAUUGCAUACAACAAGGCGAUAAAUAAAAUUGGUUUGACAUGGAACAAUAUACUCUAAAAUGUGAGUAAAAGGUAUAUAAAAGACUACCUUCCACGACGAAAGUCAGCCCAUAGCAAGGCGUAAUCUUAGAACAAUGAUUUUGUUUCAUCAAAAAAGAAAGUUCUAUUUUCUUUACAAAAAUAAGACGAGUUUAAAGAGGCAUAAAAUAUACAAGUCAAAUAAGAAAUUCAAAGAUAAAUCUUUAGAACAAAAGCGACGUACAAGCCUUCAAAACAUUGGAAAGAAAACUACAGGUUAAGAAACAUUAACCCCACCAAAAAAAAAUCGAGGGUGUGUUACUGUACCUUUACACUUUGAUGUCUUUUAUAUAAAAGAUUAUGAAGUAUGAUUGCCAACGGAAAACUAUCCACCAAUGACUAAAAUACGUAAAUGUAAGCAAUUAUAGGUAGCUAUAACGCCUUCGAUAAUGAUCUUAUUCAUACCUCGUAGUAAGCUAUAAAAGGUUUCGACACGACAAAAUGUAAAAGAAUUCCAACGAGCAAACCAACGGCCUGAUAUAUGUACAAAACAAUAAACGAUACAAAAAUAUGAUAGACAGCAACCAACGAUAUUUGUAUUUUUAAGGGUUGUUGGGUUGCCAUCUCAUUGACGUAUAUCCCAAAUCUUAUUUUAUUCAUAUCUGGUACUGUAAAAGAAUGAACCUCGCAUCCUUCGCAUUGUUCAUUACAAGUGAAGAAAAAUUUUCACUGUAUCUCUGUCACUGAUUUUACAGCUUUUACUUCCGAUAUUUUACUGACAAUUUUAACGAAAAUGAUUAUACAUAUAAAUUCAAACAAUUAACAGUGGAGUUAACCGCUAGACUACAUCCGUUAAUCGUGCACACAUUGAAAUUAGUGAGUUUUUCAAGUGAAAACGAGUAUAUUUUCAUUAGAAAGUUUAUGAACUGCAUUAAAUCCCAUAUUUGGAAUGAACAUUUUAUAUUGUUAGUUUACGAAUUCUCUUUGUAAUGCUUUUAAUAUGCUUAUCAAACCACGCACUCAAUUUACCUCCUGUGCAACGGCUUUUGUCGGAAACUACUUUUAUAAUAAAUAGUUACGACAAAACAUUGAAUUAUAAUAUUUUUUCUGAUGAUACAAACAAUAAGCAGGAUUGAAAAAUAAAAAAAGCGAUUCAUCAAA
Molecule: messenger RNA, 7975 nt
Organism: Mytilus californianus (California mussel)
Lineage: Eukaryota; Metazoa; Mollusca; Bivalvia; Mytilida; Mytilidae
Exons: 8
Coding region: 303-4742 (1479 amino acids)
Biological process (GO): G protein-coupled receptor signaling pathway
Cellular component (GO): membrane
Molecular function (GO): adenylate cyclase inhibiting G protein-coupled glutamate receptor activity
Source: RefSeq, a predicted model, not a curated record